AUGGUGGCGCGGCACGGCGCGGAGGUGAUCCACAGCAUGGACUCGACCUCCAUGCCUUUGCGGGGUCAGAACGUGGGCCUGAGCGCGCCCACGCCCAGGCACAGCGUCUCGCACCAGCAGUGGACGAACGGGUCGCCCACGCACCAGCCCAUGGACGACGAGGAGGACAAGUACGCCAAGCACGCCAAGGUCCCGUCGCCGCGGACCCCGCCGGAGAUGCCGAACGGGAGCCGAUGGGGCACGCGUCGCGCGACCAACGGCUGGAUCGGGUCGCGGUCCCCCUCGCGCGGCGUCGCCACCUUGUCCGGCAAGGGCGCCGGCCGCGGCAGGCGAAAGAAGCGGUACCCCACCCUCGCCUUGCUCGCCGCGCUCAUGGUGCUGUGGGUCUUCGCGCCAGCCAUCCACCACGUCGUCACCGGCGUUCACAAGGUGUUCAUCCGGGGGUACCUCUUCAGCAUCGAGAGGCCGCACCACUGCCUCCCGUCCACCCCAGCCCCGCAGGACCUCGCGGACGACGACCCGAUCGCGAACCUUCCCCCAGCCGACCUCGCCGACCUCCCGGGCGAGAUACCCGCGAAUCGAAAGCCGAAGGUUGGCAUCGUGUCGCUGUGCGACCACAACGUCGACGCCAUCUGCGCCGCGUCCGUCGCGAACAAGCAGGCGUACGCGGACAGGCACGGGUACGACGUCAUCGUCGACAGCGAGAUCAUCGACGAGUCCAGACCCACGUCGUGGUCCAAGCUCCUCGCGAUGCGAAAGUAUCUCCCGUACUACGACUACCUCUUCUACGUCGACGUCGACACGAUCAUCGCCAACGUGGACGUCAAGCUCGAGGACAUCGUGGACUACGGGUACGACCAAAUUCUGGCGGCGGACAGGAACGGGCUGAACUGCGGGGUGUGGCUCAUACGCAACACGCCGUGGUCGCUGUGGUUCCUGGACGAGAUGUGGGCGCAGGAGCAGCUGGUGGCGCCGAGCACCCGCGUGCUGUUCCACUACGAGCAAAGAGCGAUGCACUACCUGUACCAGUCGCGGGUGUGGCGCAGGGCGGUCAAGGGGGAGCCGUACAAGGGGGCGAACACCAUACGCGCGAGGACCAAGGUUGUGAACAGUUGCGUCUUCAACUCGCUGCCGGCGUGGUACGUCAAAGGGGAUUUCGUGGUGCACCUGGCGGGUUUAAAGGGCAUCGCCAAGUGCUUGGCGUUUCGUCACUACUACGGCACCGCGAGGCGGGAGAUGACGGAGAAGUACGGGGCGCUGACGGACGAGGCGAAUGUGGAGCCGCCGACGCUGACCACGUGCCUGUUCGGGAGGAUAUGA
Molecule: messenger RNA, 1320 nt
Organism: Micromonas commoda
Lineage: Eukaryota; Viridiplantae; Chlorophyta; Mamiellophyceae; Mamiellales; Mamiellaceae
Exons: 1
Coding region: 1-1320 (439 amino acids)
Biological process (GO): protein N-linked glycosylation
Cellular component (GO): Golgi membrane
Molecular function (GO): glycosyltransferase activity
Source: RefSeq, a predicted model, not a curated record